Messenger RNA from Budorcas taxicolor (takin), 1509 nucleotides. RefSeq names its product 2'-5'-oligoadenylate synthetase like (gene OASL). The record is from RefSeq and is a predicted model, not a curated record. Lineage: Eukaryota; Metazoa; Chordata; Mammalia; Artiodactyla; Bovidae. Gene Ontology annotation, cellular component: nucleoplasm; cytosol; membrane. Gene Ontology annotation, molecular function: protein binding; double-stranded RNA binding; nucleotidyltransferase activity. Gene Ontology annotation, biological process: regulation of ribonuclease activity; defense response to virus; negative regulation of viral genome replication.
AUGGCAGUAUCCCUGGAGCUGUUUGAUACCCUAGCUUCUAGGCUGAACUCCUUUGUGGCUCAGUGCCAGCCUAACAUCAAGGAGUGGAAAGAAGACGUGGUGAAGGCUGUGCGGUCCGUGGAGAAGUUCCUGAAGGAGCAGCACUUCCAGGGGGACCAUGGGCUGGACCAGAAGGUGCUGAAGGUGAUCCAGGUGGGCUCCUUCGGGAAUGGCACGGUGCUCAGGAACCACGCGGAGGUGGAGCUGGUGAUGUUCCUGAGUGGUUUUAGCAGCUUCCAGGAGGAAGCCAGCAACCACAACCACCACAAGCAUGUUCUGAGCAUGCUCUGCGAAAAGCUCACGGAUUGCCCGGAUCUGCUUCACCUCCAGCCCCAGAACCUGAGGCUGGUCCACGGAGUCACCUCUGCUGUUACCUUCACCAUUCAGACCUGGGAGAUGGAAGAGCAAGUCACUGUCACCAUCGUGCCGGCCUACAGGGUCCUGAGGCCUUCUGUUCCCAACUUUCAGCCCUCCCCAGAGGUCUAUGUGAGACUGAUUAAGGCCUGCCAUACUCUUGGACACUUCUCCCCGUCCUUCAGCGAGCUGCAGAGCAACUUCGUGAAAUACAAGCCAACCAAGCUGAAGAGCCUCCUGCAGCUGGUAAAACACUGGUACCUGGAGUAUGUGAAAGCCAAGUGCCCUAGGGCGGAGCUGCCCCCAAUGUAUGCCCUUGAGCUACUGACCAUCUAUGCCUGGGAAACGGGUACUGAGGAGAAAGAGCGUUUCAGGUUGGACGAAGGCCUGGUCACUGUGCUGCUGCUGCUCACAAAGUAUCAGCACCUCUGCAUCUACUGGACCAAGUACUACACGUUGCAGAACCCGAUCACUGAGGACUUUGUCAGAAACCAGCUCAAAGAAAAGAGGCCCAUCGUCUUGGAUCCGGCUGACCCCACCUACAAUGUGGCAACAGGCUACAGGUGGGAUAUAGUGGCUCAGAGGGCCCGCCAUUGCCUGAAAGAGUCCUGUUGCUACGACAACAAUGAGACAUGCAUCCCCAACUGGAAACUGAAGUUUGCAUGAGACAUCAAGGUGACAGUGGAGCAGCGGGGUUGUGUGGAUUUCAUCAUCCAGGUGAACCCUUAUGAGUCCAUACAGAAGCUCAAAGAGAAGAUCCAGUGUAAGCUGGAGUCCUCGGCCCCACAGCGUCUGUCCUUCCAGGAGCCUCGGGAACAUCUCUCCUUGGCAGAUUACAGUAUCUUCUCUGACGCUCACAUCUCUCUGCUGCAGACUGUCUCUCCUGCGAUGCAGGUCUUCCUGAAGAAUCCCAGCGGUGGGAGCCACACCUAUGCCAUUUACUCCAGCAGCUUAGUCCUUGACCUGAAGUGUCAGAUUGAAGUGAGGGAGGGGCUACUCAGAAAGAAGCAACAGCUAGAGUUCCAAAGCCAAGUCCUGCAGGAUGAGUGGAGUUUGAGUUUCUGUGGUGUCCGAGACAACUCCACCCUCAUCCUCUCCAAGAAGACAGCCGAAUAG